Aedes albopictus (Asian tiger mosquito) is the source of this 4167-nucleotide messenger RNA. RefSeq lists its product as uncharacterized. Bases 597 to 3824 code for a protein of 1075 amino acids. The transcript is spliced from 2 exons. Lineage: Eukaryota; Metazoa; Arthropoda; Insecta; Diptera; Culicidae. The record is from RefSeq and is a predicted model, not a curated record.
CGCACGGGUCGGAUAGGCCCUUUGGAUCGACGGUUGGUCUACUACAUAUCAAUAAGACAAUAGUAAGCGAUUUGACAGAUCGCACCUAUAUGGAUAAAUCACAAAGAAUUGCUACACGUUGUUGCCACAAAAUAGUGAUCUUUCUAAAUAACCGAUAUAUUCCUUAAACUUUACGCUAUUAUUGGACUACAUAUAGUAAAACUAUUCUCUAGUAAUUGCCUACUGUAUUACCAUAUAUGUUUAAGCAAUCAUACAGGUAAAUAACAUAAAUUUCAUGAAUUCGAUUAGCUAGUACCGAUGAUUUGUACCUAAACCUAUAUACGAUUUGCAGUCAUUCAGUAUCAAUUACGCUUUAGUUUAUGGUGGAGAGCGAUUCGUUACCGGUGCGAAUUUACGAUCAGGUGCUAACCGUAAGUAGCAGUAACUUCGGACCAGAUUAAAGUAUUUAUGCUGUCCUUUGAAACAUAUAGGUUCCCAUCACCAGUUCGCUUAGUGGCUAUUAUAGGUUAUUUGUGCGUCAUCAUUGGAAAACUUAAUUUCGAGUCGCGCUUCGCUCGGACUUCGAAAAAGUUUAACAAACUCGAAAUUAACGAGUCAUGAUGAGCGCAUCGAACCCUAACCCCACUAUGCAGGAAGGCACACAUAGUUGCAAGAAUUGCAACCGUCCCGAUAACGCAGAGGAUAUGGUGGCCUGCGACAAAUGCAACGGCUGGUGGCAUUUUAGCUGUGCCGGCGUGCAAGCUUCUAUCUGUGAUCGCUCGUGGCGUUGCCCCAACUGCUCGACGUUUUGCGGCACGAUUGGAUCCGAGAACUCGAAUGCAUCCAGCGCACGGCUACGAUUGAAGCAGCUUGAGGAGGCCAAGGCGCUAGAGGACAAAAUACGCAAGGAGCAAGCCGACAGAGAAAGGGAGUUCCUAGCUGCGAAGCAUCAGCUAGAAACCGAAAUCGAGGCUAGGCAAUCGGUAGGUGGCAGCCUUAGAAGUCACGAGAGUCAUCGCAGCCGACGGAGCAGAGUAGGAACUUGGGUGGCUGAUCAGGACUUUACAAUAGCAAACAGAGCGAUUGAGAAUCAUCCGCCGCAAACCGGCAAAACCUCUACCCCAAUACUCACGGGUCAGGUAGGAACCGGAGCCACGACGAAAAUUCUUCCGCCGCCUCUUAACACCCAAACCUCGCAACACGAACGGCCUACCGAUCAUCAACAGCCGUCUGUGACUCCCACGAACGAACAAGUAAGUCAUCUCUCUUCCAACACACCGUUGGGCAUACCGAAGCACCUGCUUCCCCCAACCAAACCCUCUGGAAUACCGGAGACAUCAUUUCCGCUUGUGAAUUCGUCGCGUAUUGCGGAACCGGAUUCGUCGCACUUGCCGAAUGUGUUGGGUGCAGUUCAUCCUCAGUCUCAACCGGCACCAAUGAGCAAGUCAGUGUCAUAUUAUCCCGCGUUGCCAGCACCACCUCCGAUAUAUUCGUUAGGCACAAUGGCGCAGGAACUCGCUUCGACAGAGGGUCCGUUAAGAACGGCAUCGAGGAUGCCGCCAGUAUGCCCGGUGGACAACCUGAAACCAUCGCUUUGCCCGAUUAAGCCAUCGCUUCCUCCGAUGACAACGUCAAUUCUUCCUCCCAUCAACACAUCUAGCAGCCACCAGUUACCUCCGCCUCCGGUAGACCCCUCGGGUUCGACGAUGCCUUCGCUUCACGCUAACCAGCCUAGAGUAAUGGAGCAUCGAGUUGGUUUCUCGAGACAUCCCGGCAACGGAGACCCACCUCGUUCUUGGCUGAAUUCUUCGCAACCGAUCAUCCGAGAUGCUUCAGCUGAUGUUGGUCACAUGCCCGCGCCGCCAAACAGGAUUCCUCCCCAACCGUCGUGCUACGUAGCUCCACCGCAACUGUCACAGAGUGACCCAGCGUCUCAUUCGUGGUACCAGCAGCCAAUGCCACCCUACUGGCAACAACCGUACUGGCAGCCACAGUACCCGGUGCAGAAUUCAUUCGCCGGAAUAAUAAACCCACAGCAAUUGGCCGCUCGCCAUGUGGUUUCCCGGGAAUUACCGAAAUUUUCCGGGGAUCCGUUAGAAUGGCCCAUGUUUUUGAGUGCGUUUGAGUCUACGACAUCGAUGUGCGGCAUACAGCCGGACGAGAACCUUGCAAGGUUGCAGAAGUGCUUGGUCGGGAAGGCCAGGGAAAAGGUACAUAGUAUCUUAACUCUGCCGGAGGCCAUCCCCGAGAUAAUCAACACACUACGCGAUGAAUGUGGCCGUCCGGAUCAGUUGGUACAUUGCUUAAUGAGCAAAAUCAGGAACGCGCCUGCUCCAAACGUUAAUAAAUUAGACACGCUAAUUACGUUCGGGCGCGAGGUGCGCAAUCUCGUUACCUACAUAGAAGCCGCCAAUUUGCAAGCCCAUCUUUCCAACCCCAUGCUUCUAACGGAACUGGUCGGUAAGCUUCCCCAAAGUAUUCGAUUGGAUUGGGGUCUACAUACCCAGCGAAUUCCUGAAGUCACGUUGAAAGCGUUCAGCGACUUCGUUUCGUCGAUGAAGACAGCCGCUUGUCAAGUUGCAAUGCCUUUCGAAUCCAACCCUCAAGAUGAUGUGGUCCGGUCUGGCAAGAAAAAGGAGAAAAGCGGAUAUGUCCACACGCAUUCUGCUGAAGUCGAUACCAGAAGUUCAUCGAGAACGAAGCCCGAGAUGCAGCAAAAGCUGUGCUUGAUGUGCCAAAGUGGCGCUCAUAGAAUUAAGAACUGCGACAAAUUCAGUUCACUGACGAUUAUAGAACGGUGGAGACUGGUGGAGCAACGAAACAUGUGCCAGAGAUGUUUAACGUGCCAUGGUAAAUGGCCGUGUAGAACCUCACAGCCCUGUGGUAUGGACGGCUGCGGAGAUAUGCACCAUAAAUUGUUGCAUCCGGGGAAACCGAAACCGGCCCCCUCAGGACCUAAGGGGCCUGGUUCGUCAGGAGUCGUCACCACUCAUCGCAGCCAACAACAUGGCACAUUUUUCAAAAUACUUCCUGUGACACUGUCCCAUAACGGAAAGUCGGUUACGACCUUCGCCUUCUUUGACGACGGCUCGAACGUAACGCUCCUCGAAAGUAGUAUCGCCGACAUGCUCGACCUGGAUGGAGAAGAGAGCUCGCUUUGUUUGCAAUGGACCAGCGACGUCACACGUAAAGAAUCUGUAUCCAAACGAGUUAAAGUCUGUAUAUCAGGUGACGGAACCACUCAACAUUUGUUGUCACAAGUACAAACCGUGGACAACCUAGGCCUGCCUCGGCAAAGUUUAAACUACACUGAGCUUUCGGUGCAUUUUCCACAUCUGCGUGGUCUACCUAUCCAGAGCUACACCGACGCAGUUCCACGGAUUUUGAUUGGUGCAGAUAAUGCGCGACUGAAGUUGCCAUUGAAGAAGCGAGAGAGACGAGAUGAAGAACCAGUGGCCAUCAAGACAAAGUUGGGUUGGACGAUCUUCGGUGGACAACGCGGAAGCCAUGCCUACAACCGUAUGAUGGUUCACGUGUGCGACUGCUCUGCUGAUCAACGUCUUCACGAUCUUGUGAAACAUUUUUUUGAUGUGGAACACCUUGGCAUAACCGCUGCAUCAACCCCAGAAUCAAAAGAGGACGAGCGAGCUAGACGGAUACUGCAAGAGACUACUCGGCGGACAGAAUCCGGCCGGUUUGAAACUGGAUUACUAUGGAGGAGUGAUGACGUGCACUUCCCAGAAAGCUACGGUAUGGCGGAACGAAGACUCAAAUGUCUAGAACGUCGGCUACAAUCAGACCCGGAACUCCAAAUAAACGUCGAGGCUCAGAUAGCUGAUUAUUAGCACCAGGGAUACGCCCACAAGGCUACCAAGGAAGAGUUGCAAGAGUCUGAUCCAAGACGCGUUUGGUAUUUGCCGAUUGGAAUUGUUCGUAAUCCACGCAAGCCCGAAAAGCUACGAAUUGUGUGGGAUGCAGCUGCAAGCGUUAAAGGAAUUUCUUUGAAUUCCAUGCUCCUAACCGGACCGGAUUUACUGACUCCACUCAUGUCAGUUCUCUGCCAGUUUCGUCAAAGGCAGUACGGUAUAACAGGCGAUAUCAGGCAGAUGUUUCAUCAGCUGCGCAUCAGGAAGGAGGACAGACAAUCACAGAGAUUUCUGUGGCGUGCUAACCCCGAAUCCACCCCGG